Contarinia nasturtii (swede midge) is the source of this 3011-nucleotide messenger RNA. RefSeq names its product chorion peroxidase (gene cd). The record is from RefSeq and is a predicted model, not a curated record. The transcript is spliced from 10 exons. Gene Ontology annotation, biological process: response to oxidative stress. The coding region runs from base 198 to 2651 and encodes 817 amino acids. Gene Ontology annotation, molecular function: heme binding; peroxidase activity. Lineage: Eukaryota; Metazoa; Arthropoda; Insecta; Diptera; Cecidomyiidae.
CAUGUUAUUCAUUUAUGUUGAAUCUAUCCUUAGAAUUCCGUCUAAUAAAUUUUGUAAGUGAGAUUUAGUUGAAUGAUAGCUUCGGUUUGGUGAACAACGACACUGUUCAAAUAUUUAAAAAAAUAUAAUAAUAAUUAAGAGCAUUUUUUUUUCUGUGAAACAAUUAUUUUUCUGUGUAACGGUUAAUUUAAAUUCGAAUGCAAAAUAAGGAAAUGGUUGACGAGAGAACAUCAUUGUUUUCCAAUUCUCGGAGUGAGACAUCGUAUGCGGUACCUGGCCGUUUUACACGAACCAAACCCGAUCGAUUCAAUCGAUUACAAUUUUGCAUUUGGACAUCGUUUCUAGCAGCAUUUAUUUUGGCACUAGUCAUAACAAUAGCUGUGGUGGUUACACGAAACAGUGACGAUGAGUCGAGUGAAGAAAAUGCAAGCAAUGAUAUCCCAGCACGGUCUAUAAAUUCCAAUGAAUUUUUCACUCUGAUGGAAGCAUUCAAUGGACCAAUACCUGACGAACCACCAGUAAAUUGGACUCUAUCCGAACCAAGUGAUGACGAAAUAAAGUUAGCACUUGAUGAAGGCUUGAUUGCGCUUGGUAAUCGUGAGCUUUUUGAAGAAAACCUUCAAGUGGUACCAGUAAAUACACCAUCGUUUCGACAUCAACGAGCAGUUAGCACAACUGCUGACGCAAGAAAAUUAACUAAACGUGGUUACAUCGAAGAUCAUGCCACCAAUUUUUUAGCCAAACAAUUAGCAUAUGAAAAGCCAAGUGGGCGAUAUAACAUUGGGAUCGGGCCAGAAACAAAAUUGGAAACUGCGAAAAAUAAGCAAAGAAAAUGUAAUUUUAAUGCAAAAUAUCGUCGGCCAGAUGGAACCUGCAAUAAUAAAUUAUUUCCAUUCAAAUAUGGAGUUGCAUAUACACCAUUUCGUCGCGCAUUGAAUCCAGAUUAUUCUGAUGGCAUAAAUAUGCCACGAGAAAGUCAUACGGAAAAUCCAUUGCCAUCGGCACGAAAUAUAUCUUUAUCGGUACAUCGUCCAUCGUAUUCAAUUGAUCCCGAAUUCACUGUGAUGGUUGCUGUAUUUGGUCAGUUUUUGGACCAUGAUGUGACUGCAACAGCAUUAAAUCAAGGUCAAGAUAAUGAACCAAUUGAUUGUUGUGCUGAAAAUGGUGAUCUACAUCCGGAAUGUUUUCCAGUCAAUUUGGGUCCGGGUGAUCCAAAUUUCGAUCUCUAUAAUAUAACUUGUAUGAAUUUCAUUCGAUCGGCACCAGCGCCCACCGAACGCUUUGGUCCACGUCAACAGCUCAAUCAAGCCAGUGCAUAUAUCGAUGGAUCGGUUGUGUACGGUUUUACUGAUGAAAAAGUCGAUAGCUUAAGACAACAUAAUAACGGUUUAUUACGUAUGUACUAUACAUCCGAUAAUCGAACAUUGUUGCCAGUUUCAACUGAUCCGCUCGAUGGAUGCAAUGCAGUUGAAGAAAAUGCCAAAGGAAGAUAUUGCUUUGAAUCGGGUGAUACAAGAGCUAAUGAGAAUUUACAUUUGACAUCGAUGCAUUUGAUUUGGGCUCGUCAUCAUAAUUAUGUUGCGUCCGAAUUGGAAAAACGAAAUCCACAUUGGAAUGAUGAGAAACUAUUCCAAGAAGCAAAACGUAUUGUAGCUGCUCAAUUACAACAUGUUACAUACAAUGAAUUUUUACCAGUUGUUUUGGGUCAAAGUUAUAGCGAUAAAAUUGGUUUAACAUCAAAACCAGAAUCCGAAAAAGAUGUUUAUGAUGAAACCGUCGAUGUUUCAAUUGCAAAUGUAUUUGCUGCAUGCGCUUUUCGUUUUGCCCACACUUUAAUUCCGGGCGUGAUGAACACAUCGAGAGACUUGGAAAAUCCAAAUACAAUUGCAUUGCAUAAAAUGCUCUUCAAUCCAUAUUCACUAUGGCUAGCUGAUGGUUUGGACAAUGCAAUUGGAGCAGCAUCGGUGACGCCGUUAGCAAGAGCCGAUCAAUAUUUUACAACUGAAUUGACCGAAAAAUUGUUCACCGACCCAAAUGAUGCUGUGCAACCAACUGCAACACAACGAAAUACAUGCGGUUUGGAUUUGGUAUCGUUAAACAUUCAAAGAGGUCGUGAUCAUGGGCUACCGCCAUAUCAUGAAUGGCGAAGACAUUGUAAAUUGCCAUCGGUCGAUACAUGGGAAGAAAUGGCAUUCGCUGUAGACGCCGAUUCACUUGAAACUAUGAAACGAAUUUACAAGGAUGCCAAAAACGUGGAUAUUUACACUGGUGCAUUGAGCGAACCACCAAUGGACGGAGCAAUCGUUGGACCCUUAUUGUCUUGCAUAAUUUCCGAUCAAUUUUUACGCUUAAAAAUUGGCGAUUCACAUUGGUACGAACGUCGAAUUGGCUCACAGAGUUUUACAAAUGAACAACUUGCACAAAUUUACGGCACCACAUUGGCAGCAGUAAUAUGUCGAAAUUCAGAUGCAGUGGACACCGUUCAGCGUUGGGUUAUGCGAAGAAUUGAACAACAAAAUCCAAUGGUGUCUUGCUCAGAGAUUGAUACAUUUACAUUUGAUGCUUGGACAGAAGAGCCAUAUCGCAGAAAUUUGGUGUCAGUUCAAACAAGCCCAAUGCAAACGUUUAUUAGAACAAUGGCAAAGAAUUAAUCACAAAGGAAUCUCGUGAUUCUUAGAAAACGUUUUGGUGAAUAGGUAGUUUUUUUUCUCUUAAAAUUCACGGCCAAUCAUUUUUUGCAAGAAAACAUUUAAUAAAUUGAAAUUGAAAUUAUAGUAUUUGAAUGAACAAAGAGUGCGGUACAUUAUGGUUCCCAUGUUUGUAUGUGUUGUUAGUUGAUGAUUCAAUAAAAUUUUCAAUGUUUCACGUAUUUGCAAUGUCAAUUGAUGAUGACGGCAAUGUUGUAGAAUUGAGUAUUAAAUAAAUUACAAUUUGACGAAUGACAUUUUUUGAUUGCAUUCUUAUCAGUUUAGCACACCGUGACCAUUUUGUUUUGAUAUUUUAUUAUUGAA